AUGCCCUCCUACACCUUCACGGAGCCGCACCCGACCGUGCCCGCAAACUCCAUCACCCACUCGGGCCGCGGCGGCGCGGGCAACCACUUCCGCGCGCCCUCCCAGACCACCCCCUCCGCCGGCGUCCCCUCCCACGAGCUCUGCACCGUCCGCACCUCGGCCUCCUCCGUCAAGGCCACCCCGGCCCGGCGCUUCUACUCGGGCCGCGGCGGCGCCGGCAACGCCCACGCCGCCUGCGAGAAGCCCGUCCUGAGCUUCGACGACGAGUACGCCGCCGCCGCCGCCCGCGACAGGGCCAGCUCGGGCUUCGUCGGCCGCGGCGGCGCCGGCAACGCCGUCUACUCGGCCUCGCGGUCGGCCGCGUACGUCGAGAUCGGCGGCAGCGACGGCAAGAGCAAGAGCCACCGCGGCGGCGAUGAUGCCGGCAGCGUCGCGAGCUCGCGCCGGGACAGCAGCAGCACCGACGGCGGGGAGAGCGUGCGCAGCGGCGGCUUCUGGCGGACGCUGAGCCGGGUUGCUUCGCACCGGCACUGA
Thyridium curvatum is the source of this 534-nucleotide messenger RNA. RefSeq lists its product as uncharacterized. The transcript has a single exon. NCBI's taxonomy places the organism in Eukaryota, Fungi, Ascomycota, Sordariomycetes, Thyridiales, Thyridiaceae. The record is from RefSeq and is a predicted model, not a curated record. Bases 1 to 534 code for a protein of 177 amino acids.